Molecule: messenger RNA, 1484 nt
Organism: Caenorhabditis angaria
Lineage: Eukaryota; Metazoa; Nematoda; Chromadorea; Rhabditida; Rhabditidae
Source: the annotation of a GenBank genome assembly
AUGUCAACGUCAGAACAACAACAACCACGACGAGGGACAUCAGCUUCUAUUCAAGGCGGUGUUGCCAUAAAAGUGCAGCCAUCUGUUGGUGCGGAAAAUCGUGGAGGUAUUGAGUCGAUAAAGGCAAAAAGAUUUAGUUUGGCACAUAUUCCAAGGCAAGAUCGACGAGUCACAAUACGGCCAUAUGAGAGCUUCAGGUUGGUUAGAAAUGAAAUGAUUCAUAAAAUUUAUUUUGGUUUGUCAGAAAUAAGGUUACGUCAUAAAUUAAUUCUGGAAUUUGAUUUGAUUAAAUUUUUUCGCGAAAUGAGUCAGCCUAAAAUAAAUAACCGGAAUGGAAUUAAUUUCUUCGCGUGAGAUUGGCUCAUGUGGUUAGGGGUUUGCAUGGGGAUUUUGAGGUCCCGGGAUUGAAACCCGAUAAAGGCUUUGAGGAAUGUUUGUGAAUGAGCAUUCCUAAAAUCAGAUUCAGUUGAUUGCAUUACGAAUACAACUUCUAAAAAUAUCAAUUUGAGAACUUGAAUAUAUUCAAACAAGUUCUGAACAUCUAGAAAGUUAGAAACUGUAGAAAAAAAUAAAAGUUCAGUUCGGAAUCGAACAUAGACAUGGGAGCUUGAAACCUCAGAAAAGCUUGAAACAUAUCUAAUCUCAACAUGAUUUCCAAAUUCUCAAUUUCCAGAGAACGCAAAGACAGUCAAAUUCAAGACAACAUAACAUUUGGCUACGCUGCAUUGAGUACCGUAGAAGAGGAUGCCAAAAAAUCAAUUGAUUAUGACGUGGAACAAGAUGUGGAGCGAGCCACUUCACCAACACCAUCUGUUUUUUCAAUUUAUGGUGAUGAACCAGGUCCAUCUAGUGUGAGUUCAAACCUUUUUUUCAAAUGUGAUUUAAAAUUCCGAAUUUUUAGACAUGCGAGCAACCGGUUGGUGCACAAGCUGAUGUUUUCAUUUCAUCUCUCCCUGAAAAGAAAUUAACCCAAAUUCGAAAAUUCAUUGAAAAUCAGCCAAGAGAGGAAAACAUGUACUUUUUAUGGGUCAAGGAUUCGAGCACAAACAAGAUUACUGUAAUAUCACUGAAAACUCUCGAGAAUUAUUUCAAAAAUGAUAGUCGAGUUCGUCGGGUUAAAUGGAGACAUUUGAGUUCGGAUCGCGUUUCGAUUUAUCGAUAUAGCUUGCCGGCAAUUACUUAUGAGGUAUGUUUUUAAAAAAAGGGGGAAGUGAAAAAACCAAGGUAUUGUAAAAAUCCGGAGAUCAAAAAUAGAGCAGAACUUUUCUCACGUUCGAUCGUUUCAUUUCCAGAAAUCAAAAUUAUGCAAAGAGUGUUUAUGUCGUCACAAAAAGCUAUGCCUUCUUAUGGUUUGGCUGGCUUUUGUUUUAUUUUUAUGUUUGGUCGUAGUCCUGGGAUCAAUCUCUCCCGAUGAUCGAGCACAUCCUUUCGCACAUCAUAAUCGAAAUAAUUCUACACAAGUCAACACAUCACUAACUGGUUAA